Molecule: messenger RNA, 6355 nt
Organism: Spirodela intermedia
Lineage: Eukaryota; Viridiplantae; Streptophyta; Magnoliopsida; Alismatales; Araceae
Source: the annotation of a GenBank genome assembly
AUGACUUCUUUAUCGAUGUCUGUUGCACUCAAUGGUGGAGAGGGUUGCAGAUUCUUAUCUGGAUCCCACUUUUUUACAAAAAUUGAUUUCAACGUUUCUGACCUAUCAAAUAGUUUGUGUAAAGCAUUUUAUGGAGUUCGGUUGAAUCAUCUUGAAAGAUAUCGGGUCCGAAGAAGAUGCCGGUUUUGUGUGUUUUCAAGAAUUAGAAAGGGACAGAAGCACGAAUAUCCUUGGCCAGGGGAUAUUGACCCAAACCUCAGAAGUGGACAUUUGAAUUACUUAUCUCAUUUCAAGCCUCUUGCUGAGAAGCCUAAACCAGUUACUCUGGAUUUUGAGAAGCCACUCGUUGAUUUAGAGAAAAAGAUAAUCGAUGUAAGUUCUCCUCGAAUGGUAUUCUUUGCAAUAUUUUCAAAUUACAUCUCAUCCUCACUCAGAAUCAACUUUAAUUUAUUUUUGGCUCUACUUUUUAUUCAUGCAACAGAAACAUAAAAAACUUCAGAAAUCCAAAGAUUAGACUUACACAGAAAAACUGAACUUUACUCUGCAACUUCAUUCACGAAUCAUGAUGGACACUCUCUACCCUACUCCCUGAUUAGAGCGCACUUCAAGGGACAAUUGUUGGUUAGAGAAAAUAGUGAUUUUUUUUUGAAAAAUAUGCAUUCCCUGUGAUGGGUGUCUGUGUCAAAAGGAAAAGACUCGAAACCGGAUUGAAAUGAUUCAGUUGACUACUUAUUUUUGGAUUUACCUGUUGUCACCCAAUCCUUGGUGAAGUUAUAUGAUAAACUUGCUAUUUUGACGGUAGUCUGCUCAUGGGUUUUUACCAAAACCGGCCAGAAACCAAAAUAAAUGUCAAAUUAUUCAUGCACAAUCAGUUUUGUGCUCCUCUUUCCAUAGAUAAGGGGAAUCAGGCCAGUGACUUGCUGAAAUUUUGUAUGAGCAAUAUUUAUGAUGAAUGCAUACGAUGACAAGAUUUUUGUACACUUGGGCUGUUGCUUUAGACUUUCUUUAGCUGUGUUUGAAAAAAGAAACUCUUCGGUCAUAUAAUCUAAACAAAUAUGAAUUCAAAUUAGGGCGAGUUAUUCGAAGGAGGGCACUUGUAAUUUUACGGAAUGCAUUUAUGGAUGAGAGUGAAUAGAGAUUUUAGUAAUAUUUUUAAUCUCACACCAAAAUGAUGUCAAAUUGUUAUUUAUGCCAUUUCUUGCGUCAAGACAACAUCCAAAAGUUGAGGAACUUGGAAUCAGUGACAGUAAUAAUACCAUUGAUUAUUUCAGCUGUCAAAAACCAACUCUCGAUCUCCAGGCAAGUCUCUAUGCACAGCCAACUAGGUAAGGUCCAAUUUUUUUUCUGUCCUUCAAAAUGGAAAUGUGAGUGUAAAAGGAAAUAUAAAGAGAAUGAUUCUUUAAAGUUUGUCUUUAUUGCUUACCACAUGAUCAGUUUUGUGGUUUAGGUUGAAGGAUCCAACAUCAGGUAGGACCAAUUCCGUUCUGUAGCUGGAUUGAGCUAACAAGCGUUUGGAGAUUAUUGAAAACCAAUCUAACAACUAUGCCCAUUCUCACCUGAUUCUGGCUGAUUCAGCUACCCUGCCAAUUUUUUCGGAUCACCUGCUACUUAUUCUCUUCCAAAUUGGCUGCUCUUGCAAACCAUUGUGUAAACAUCAUCCACAAAGGUGGCUUCUAGAUUAAUCGAGUGGAAUGGAUCUUGAUAUUGGUGGAUACAUCCACUCGGCUUUUUGUCCGAAAUGGUAUCGUAUGUCUGCUCACAACUUUUAUGGAAGUGCUGUGGUGGGAUCUCUACUGCUUGGGAUUGUUCUCUUGAUAAAUAUUAAAGAGACAUUGGCCGUUUAAUAUACACGUUUCUUAUUGGGAUGAUUAUUUAUAUGGCAUAUCUGUGGGAUUGCAUCAUUUGUCCCGACUUUCAUCUCCUUCCUCAAAUAUUAGUAUGCUCGUACAUCUAUACUCCAGCCUUCAUAUAUGUCCCUUAGCAAGUCUAUUUCUUGUGUGUCAUUUUCAUUUGUUUUCCAGGUAAGGAAAAUGGCUGAUGAAACUGGUCUGGAUUUCAGUGAUCAAAUUAACUCCUUGGAAAACAAGUACCAGCAGGUUAGCGCUGAAUGCUUUAAUCUCGUAGUUCUCUUCAUAUUGAUUCGUAAUUUUACUUUUUGUGAUGAAUGAAUUGCUGUAUUUUUUAAAUGAUCACCAAGUUUUUUUUGCGAUUAUAAGUCACAAUGAGGGGAAAAAAUCCUGACAACAAGAUUAUCCUUUUCCGUUAGCAUUCUGGCAAACUUUGGAAGAAUCGUACAUUACUAUUAUUAACGAUCAGAUACGAUGUAUUUUCCAAUCUUCUGAUGUGCAGAAUUUAUGGUAGCUUAUGUAAGAUUCCGGAUGAUUUAAUAUAUUACCAUACAUAAAUCUGCUUGACUGUAUGAAAAAUGACUUUAAACUGCUGGUGGUAUUUUAGAUUUGAGAAGUCGACUAUAUCGACUUUAUGUAUCAUCCAACAUUGGACUCCUUUUGCAACAUAUCGCUGUGCCACUAUCUGAUACCAUCUGCCUCACCAAUAUUACGGUGGCUUUGAUUCUGUAGACAGAUAAUUUAUGCAUCCAUUUUAUCAAAGCCCAUGCAGUCAUUUGGAAUAGUUUGCCAGCUCCAGACCCGAGGAUCACAUUUCUCUGUUGUACUACUACUUACAACACUUCCUUAAUAUUCUUAAUGUUUGUGCAGAUAUUUGGCUUACGGUCCACCAUGUCAGUUGGCAUAAUUUUGUUCGUCUGAUGAAAUAUACUCGUAUGAUCAUCGUGGAAACAUUUAUUUCUGUUCCCAAAUUCUGUAACAUGGUUUGCUAAUAAUUGCUCCGUUUGGUUUCAUAUUGUCAAUAUGUUCAGGCUUUAAAAGAUUUGUAUACACAUUUGACUCCAAUCCAACGCUUGAGCAUUGCUCGCCAUCCAAACCGACCAACAUUCCUUGACCAUAUCCUCAAUAUUACGGACAAGGUAUUCCGUUAAUUGCUUUGUUAGGUCAUUUUCCUUCUGCUAUUUGCUCUCCUACAUAAACAAAUAUCUUGCUGGUUCUCUAUAUUUUUUAAGUGGGUGGAGCUUCAUGGAGAUCGUUCAGGCUAUGAUGAUCCGGCUAUUGUUACUGGCAUUGGAAGCAUGGGUGGCAAAAGAUACAUGUUCAUGGGUCAUCAGAAAGGUCGUAACACAAAAGAAAACAUACAACGCAACUUUGGAAUGCCAACUCCACAUGGGUAAUGUUCCUUGUCCUUUGGUCCCUGUCAUCCUAUCUUGAUCGCAUUUUGGUUCAAUGCUAUUUACUCUCAAGAUAAUGAGACAAUAACUUUGACAACAAUAUUUGAAAAAUUUAUUGUUAAGGGUGAUUCGGCAUUAUUCUCUUGUUUCUGUCUUGGAUAUGGCAAUCUCACUUUCUGUUGGAGCUCGCCCUUGUUUUUUUUACAUCUAGAGCUUUGUUAACUUAGAAACAUUUUCCACAAUGAUGUUAGUAUAUUUUCGAAGGAUCUUUGGGCUCAAGACAUUAAAAUAUUGAGGAUAUCUUUAUUCCCAUUUCAUAGUUUGUUUUAACAAAUUUGAAAAAUUAGCUUCAUUGAGCUUCAUCUUUCAAACAGCUAUCGCAAGGCAUUGCGUAUGAUGAAGUAUGCAGAUCAUCACGGAUUUCCUAUCGUCACGUUUAUAGACACUCCAGGGGCAUUCGCUGAUCUGAAAUCUGAAGAACUUGGCCAGGUGGGUAGAAAGAUAUGCUUCCUGUUCUGUUGCUUGGAGGAGUAUUUAAUAUUCAUAGAAGUUUGUGGUUGGUUUCCUUCUUCCAGGGAGAAGCAAUUGCCCAAAAUUUGAGAACUAUGUUCGGUCUAAAAGUUCCAAUUAUCACUGUCGUUAUUGGUGAAGGUGGAUCUGGUGGUGCGCUUGCUAUUGGUUGUUCAAACAAAUUGUUCAUGCUGGAGAACUCUGUUUUUUAUGUGGCAAGGUUAUUCGGAUGUCUUUACCUGUUUUUGUACUACAAUUUGUGGCCAUGUAGUGCGUAAAACCUUGAGAUUUCACCCUACUUAUGAUUUAUUCUCUCUGUCAUCUGUAUUAAAACUUAAAACCUGUAGUUAUCUCCAGAUUAAACUCUAUCUUUUCUUUCAACUUUUUAAAUCUGAUAACACAGGAUAUGAAACCCUUAUGUUUUCCUCCUGAUCAUGACUUUUGUUUUCUUCAAUUUGUGUUUUUCUACGUCGGGCAGUCCAGAAGCAUGUGCAGCAAUCUUGUGGAAGUCUUCCAAAGCAGCUCCAAAGGUGAUUCUUUUUACAGUGAUUGAUUCUCCCUGAAAGAAGCACGAGAUUCACACUUCUUUAUCUUAUCUUUAGGCUGCUGAGAAGCUAAAGAUCACAUCCACAGAAUUGUGCAAACUCAAAAUAGCUGAUGAAGUCAUCCCAGUAAGUUAUUUCUCUCAUCUGCGUAUCCUCCCCAAUUCUGAUGACAUUGAAGUUCAUAUUUGCAGGGAUUCAUAUGCUCAUUUUUUAUAAACUAAGUUUCUGUUCAGGCGCUCUGUCAGGAUACUUGCUCAUGUCUCUAGCAAGCCUCACCGUCGUUUUUUAAUCAGAGUUUUACGAGUUGUAUAUUCAUUUUUAAGGGGUCCAGAAGCAAAAUGCUAAUAAUGAAGUUGAAUCAUACCCGUUGACUUUCUGAAUCAUGCUUCCUCUUAUGUUUUGCUCACAAAGGGCUUGGUUAAUUAAAUUUUGACUUCAUUGUACUAUCUACAGCCCAAAUAUUCCUUCUGGACGGCUUUCCUUAAUUAAAAAAAGCAGGCAUAUUUGUAACAGAACCUCUUACCCAUUGCUAAGACUGUGUCUCCGGUCUUAUAUUUUGGGAUUUAUGAUCAGUUGUUGGACUUACCAGCCUCCUGUGAUUCUUGGCCAUCAGGAACCUCUGGGUGGGGCGCAUACGGACCCAGCUUGGACAUCCCAACAGAUAAAGCUCGCUGUGAUAAAAGCCGUGGAGGUUUUUCUCCUUCUCUUGCUUUUUGGACGUCACAUCUUCAAAUUAUUCAAUUUUUUUCUCAACACCAAAUGGCACGAUAGUUGCAUAUUUUUUUUUCUCAAUCCUGAUAAGCACAUGAAAGGAACGGGCUGUGAAGAGGGCUUUCAAAGUCAACCUUAGAGAAAAAAUCAUUCCAAUUCAUCGAGGUUUAUAUUUUUAAGAUAUUUUUUUUAAAAAAUAGGACCUGAGAUCAGAAUGAUGGCCACCCGCAUUGUUUCUUCGUAGGUUGCAUGUUUUCGAUACGACUUUUUAAGAUAACUUGUGCUUUUCUUCAAUCAACUUUAAAAGAUUCCGCAGGCGUUGACUGAUCCAGGAUCCCUGCAGGAGCUGUCGGGUCUGGACACAGAGGGCUUGCUGAGCCACCGCCACCACAAGUUCCGGCAGCUUGGCGGGUUUAUUGAAGCGGACACGGUGGAACCGGAGAGGAAGCGCAGCAUGAAGAAGAAGGAAGCCGGCAUUGUUCAGACAACGGCUGAGUUAGAGGCGGAGAUCGAGAACCUGAAGAAAAAAGCACGAGAAUCAAAGGGCAGCAAGCCUCCGGGACCCACGAUUUCCGACGAGGUGAUGGAAAACCUGAGACGAGAAGUAGACAAGGAGAUGACCGAGGCCUUCAUAUCGAUGGGUCUCCAGGAGAAGCUGGAAGCCAUUAAAAUGGAGCUUUCCAAGUCCUCGACGGCGUCUGAGAGCGCCCUCAGCCCCAAUGUGAAGGAGAGGGCCGACAAGCUGGCCCAAGAGUUCAAUCUAGCUCUCUCUCGCCCCGGCUCCUACCUGGGCCUGAAACAGAAGCUCGAGACUCUGACAGAAGCCAGCCGGCUCCUUGAGCAGCAGGCAAAGGGGGAGAGCCUGAAGAGAGAGAUAAACGCGAGGCUCCAAGAGCAGAUGAAGGGGAGGAUGGAGAUCUUGAGGAUGGCCCGCGAGAAGGUGACCAGAGGGGAGCAGCUGGACGAGAGCUUGACGGAGGAGGUGGAGACGGCCAAGGAAGAGCUCAAGGAGAUGCUCAAGUCCGCAAAACUGGAGGUGAUCGCCCUGGGGAAGAAGAAGCUGCCAUCGGCGCCGCCAGACCUGGAGGAGAGGAUCGCACAGGCGGACUUGCUGAUAGGCGAGGAGAUUCAGAGGGCCGUCGAAGCGGGUGGCCUCAGGGAGAAGAUAAACGAGCUGAAGGAGGAGAUGAAGAGCGCCAACAGGGAGAGGGCGCUGGAGCUGGAGAAGGAGAUCAGAGAGAGAAUAGUUGCCGUCAUCGACUCGGAAGAGCUGAAGAAGAAGCUCGAGUCCCUGACCGUCGACCCACAGCUGCACGCUUCUCCUCUCGUCGACAACGGUAGGGGGUGA